Molecule: messenger RNA, 1073 nt
Organism: Chenopodium quinoa (quinoa)
Lineage: Eukaryota; Viridiplantae; Streptophyta; Magnoliopsida; Caryophyllales; Amaranthaceae
Product: probable glutathione S-transferase parC
Exons: 2
Coding region: 273-941 (222 amino acids)
Biological process (GO): glutathione metabolic process
Cellular component (GO): cytoplasm
Molecular function (GO): glutathione transferase activity
Source: RefSeq, a predicted model, not a curated record
GUGACGUCUUGGAUCAUUAGUUUAAUCAAGUUUAAAUCAACAAAACAAAAAUCUUAUGUAUUUUUUUACCUAUACAACAAAGGUAAGAAAAGUCAUCACCUACUCGGCUACUCCAUAUAAUCCAUGCUAAUAAGUCCAUUGAAAAAAAAUCAUUCAAAUAGUUCACAACUCUACAAAAUUACAUCAAAAAACACCAUAUUAUACUAAUUAAUUAUUGCUUAAUACUUUAAGUUUGAGCAUUCACAUAAAUUAAAUCAAUAUCAUAUAUAGCAAUGACAGACGAAUUAAAGCUACUGGAUUACUGGGCAAGUCCUUAUGCUGUAAGAGUCAAAAUCGCACUAAAAGAAAAGGGUAUUACAGACUAUGAAAUCCAACAAGAGGAUUUGCUCAAUGCCAAAAGUCAACUUCUUUUCGAGAUUAACCCGGUUUACAAGAUGAUUCCAGUUUUGAUACACAAUGGUAAACCGGUUUGCGAGUCUCUAUUAAUUGUGGAGUAUAUUGACGAGAUAUGGAAAGAAAACUCACCAGGUUUGUUGCCUGUUGAUCCAUAUCAAAGGGCUCGAGCUCGGUUUUGGACCGAUUAUUUCGAUAAAACGUUUAUAACUUUUAUUAGCAAGUUAUGGAGCCAAAGAGACGAAAUUCAGCAGGAUGAAAAGAAUGAUUUCAUAAAUUUCCUAAAGUUGUUUGAAGAGGAGCUUGGAGACAAGCCUUAUUUUGGAGGCAACAAUUUCGGAUAUUUAGACGUCGCACUAAUCCCAAAUUAUAGUUGGUUUUACUCCUAUGAGACAUGCACUAAAUUGAGUAUAGUAUCCGAUUGUCCACAACUUAUUGCAUGGGCUAAGAGAUGUAUGGAAAGAGAUAGUGUGAAAUCUUCUAUGCCUAAUGAGCUAAAAAUUUAUGAAUAUGUUCAUGACUUAAAAGAGAGAUUUGGAACAAUUUGAGGUUCAUCAUUCAAAUUUGAACCAUAAUUUAAUGUACGUUAGUUGUACUAGUGUUUCGUCUUGUUGUAUGAAUUGUUAUGAGCAUUUUACAUAAUGUUGGUGCUUUAUAUUACAUGUAUAUGUUUAUUUUCA